CUGUAGGCAGUGCGAUGCAUUUGUUUUAUUCCAUCACUUUGAAAUCUCUGCAAUAUUGAAUCAUGUCUUCGCAGAAGACUGAUGUUCCGGUUACUUAUUUGACGGUCUUGAUGAGCUGCAAUUCCCUCUCAACUGCGCUCUCGCAUCGUUGUUAUAGAUAGCCAGGCUAAAGCCUUGUCUCGAGUGAGUGUAAGUGACCAUCCGACCCAAACCACGUGAGAAGCCAGCCUGGCUUGUGGUCUCGGAUCCAGAACGACUAAUGAUCACCUUCUCAUCGCCUUCUCUGGAUGCACGGUAUCUUCCACGCGAGCUGCCACGAGUCCUGAACCACGAACGAUGCUUGCAAGCAUCUGCGAUCCGUUCUCGACCUCCCCCCACCUCCAUUUCUCCAAAGGUGCGGACAAAUUACACCCAACAAUGACAACCUCGGGUCGGCGAGGCUACACAUGAAACCAUAUUUCUUCGCAUACAUACAGUAGCUUGGAAAAUACCCAGUCUGGUUCCGGGACUUCUUCUGGCACCGCUGUGCUCCUCUUGCAGCAAGGGGCUGUGGAGAUGAUCAAGAGUGCGGUGAUAAUACGUCCAAAUCCAUUGUCUCAAAAGGGUUUAGCUGCUGCUCUUCACGCUUAAUCAAACCUCUGCCAUUCAUUUUCCAAUAUCAGGUUAGUCCCUAUCCAAUCAAAGCCCGGAGGAGGAGCUACUUUACCGGCAAUCGCAUCUACUCCGGGCAUGGGUUGUCCUUGAGCUGGCACCUGGAUCACCGUACAAUGAGAUUGGUCGAGCAGAAUUGGUGCCCCAGUAGGUUGUCAACUCCAGCCACUGACCAUAUCAUACUAGGGGCAUACUCCUGCACACACCGGACUGUGUAUGCGGACCGCCACGUAUGUCCACAAUCCACUACCCCGAUCCUCCCUGGGGAAAGACAUCUGGGGAUCCGGAGUAUUCCCAGUGUGACUCUGCACGGUGAGGCUACGUUGUCACAUCUUCCGCCCUUCUGUCAAGACUUCACUACGGCAAUUCGACCCCCUGGUCGUUGCCGACCGCCCCGCAGCAGCCAUGGCCGAGCUCCUUAUAAAGACCUCAACAGCAGCUCCAACCACAAAGAUCCGAACCGAGACGAUCGACUCAAGUAUUCCCGCAUCACUCAGUGCAGUCAAAGACCAUCGAUAAGAACAAGACAAUAUGGGGCUCGGUGUCUUGGACGAUCACAAGCUCGAACAUGUGCCCGGAACAGCCUUGCUAGCGGACAUGAUAGAUGCCCAGCAUCAUCAAUUUCAUGGCCGCGACACGAGUGGCUUGAAGCACGGCACUGGACGAAAUGCAGAUAUUGUUCUCGUGCCUCAGCCUAGCGACUCGCCACGGGAUCCUCUUAACUGGCCACGAUGGAAAAAGGAUCUUUGCUUAUUAAUAAUAGCACUGGACACAGCGGUCGUCGGUGCUUGGGGUCCGAUGAUCUCUCCUGGCUUCGCUGAGAUGGCCGAGGAAUGGAAUAUGUCCUAUAACAAGCUCAAUGGAGGACUAGGCUGGGCCAUCUUCGCAAUCGGCAUCAGCUGUUUUGUGACCAACGCCCUUUCAGUGAAGUUCGGCCGCCGGCCCGUCAUGAUGCUAGGCAAUUUGCUGCUGUUCAUCUCGUCUGUCUGGGGCUAUUUUGCGCACAGCUAUCAUUCCCUUCUGGCUAGUCGUAUCUUUGGUGCGAUCGGAAUGAGUCCUUUCGAAGUCCUCACCACGGCAAUCAUUGGAGAUAUAUACUUUGUCCAUGAGCGAGGCCUGCGACUCGCCUUUUGGGGCCUCUGUCUCAGCGUUGGCGUGGGUGGAGCAAGUAUCAUCUCUGGCUAUAUCAUUCAGGAUAUUGGCUGGAACUGGACGUACGGUAUCUGCGCAAUCUUGUACGGCGUAUUCAUCAUUUUGAUCUUCUUUUUCGUCCCCGAGACUGUCUAUCAGCGCGAUCCGGCUUACAACUUGGAUCUGGGCACGCACGAUCACACAUUCGAGACUUUAGACGCUCAGGUGGUUAAGGGCGAACAUCCUGAACAUCUCGAAAAGACCAAGACCGGCAGCAAAGUUCACAGCGAAGUCGUCUACACCGGUGCCGACGAGAAGCCUUAUACAUUCUGGGAGCAGCUCAAGCCCGUGCGCGGAAUCGAGUCUGACGAGAACCUACUGUACAUCAUCUUCCGACCAUUUGGCAUGCUGCUGUUCCCUCAGGUCCUCUAUGGCUUCAUCACUUACGGCCUAUCAACUUCAUGGCUCGUCGUGAUGAUCAGUGUAUUGGCGCAGCUUUUCACUGGGCCGCCAUACAACUUUUCCGUCUCAGAUGUUGGCUUGAUCAGCAUCGCCGCCUUGGUCGCUUCGUUAUUGGGAUUUGUCGCCGGUCCUUUGAAUGACUGGACUGUGAAGAAACUUGCGAGAAUGAACAAGGGAAUUUACGAGCCUGAAUUCCGCCUGGCCUUGAACAUCCUUACGCUGAUCCUGGGUGUUAUUGGAUUUUUCGGGUUUGGGGCUACUUUACAAAACGAAGCGCCUUGGGCUGGGCCCGUCAUACUCUACGGCAUUAUUUACUUCUCCAUGUCAUUCUUGAACAUCGGUAUCUACGGCUACAUUACGGAGUGCCACAGAAAUAAGGCCCCCGAAGCUUUUGCGUCAAUCAAUCUACGGAACAUUUACUCUUUCGGAAUGAACUAUUUCAUUUCCGAUUGGAUCUCGAAUCAAGGACCUCUGGAAGUCUUCUCGAUCAUCGGCGGGGUCCACAUCUUCAUCCUCCUGCUCACGAUCCCCAUGUGGAUAUUCGGAAAGCGCUGUCGAAGUCUCACUGCGCGCAACCCCUUCUUCCGCAAGAUCCAGGAGUCGUGAAUAGGGGCAACGGACGAGAAGAGCGUGUUGUGCCCACCUAUGAGUCGACCGCCAGAUGCAGUGAUCAGGGAUAUGCUGGCUGUGGAAGUCUGGAUAUCCCCAAAAGGUCCGAUGCCAUUGACUUCUCAAGGGACAUGUAUCGGGUACCUGUAUCGUGCAAGAACAUCGUAUUUAGCACAAGCCUUCAGCAAGAGCUCUCUACCCAUGCAGUAUCAGUCCUGACCGAGCAAUCAAUCAGUGCUAUGUAUCCCUGCACGCCCCAG
Exophiala xenobiotica is the source of this 3113-nucleotide messenger RNA. RefSeq lists its product as uncharacterized. The transcript has 5 exons. NCBI's taxonomy places the organism in Eukaryota, Fungi, Ascomycota, Eurotiomycetes, Chaetothyriales, Herpotrichiellaceae. The coding region runs from base 1183 to 2850 and encodes 555 amino acids. Gene Ontology annotation, biological process: transmembrane transport. Gene Ontology annotation, molecular function: transmembrane transporter activity. The record is from RefSeq and is a predicted model, not a curated record.